AGAAUGAAGGGGCUGUACCGAUGCAAAAGAUACUUCUAUUUACUUCCAUUCCUCUUUAUUUCAACUUUAACAUUGAUGAUGGGUACUGGACCUGGUUGCUUUGAGACAAGUUUAAUGGUUCGGAGAAUGCUCUUAGACCAAAACCUUAACAAUACAUGCAAGUUGUUAAAGUGCAGAUCAGAGGAGGACUGUAAAAAUAUCAAAGAAGAAAAUCAACUAAGAUUUCAAAAAUUACAGUCAGACAUAUUAAGUAACAGAUGUUACAGUAUAUUAUCCCGAGUAAAACAUGGAACACCAGAGGAGCUUGAGGUUCCAUUAUCCUUCAGUAUUCUAGCUCAUAGAGAUUUUCAACAAUUAUUCAACCUAUUGGAGGCGGUCUACCGGCCUCAUAACCUUUAUUGCAUUCAGUUAGACAGCAAAUCGGAUGCUGCUUUUGUGAAACAAGUUUCUUUGCUUGUACAAUGUCUCUCAGAAGUGCACAACAAUAUCUUUAUUUCUAAAAAAUCUAUAUCUUUAAUUUGGCAACAUUCUUCUCUGCUUGAAGGAGAUCUCUUGGCUUUACAACAACUGUUAGAGUUUCCUCACAACUGGCAAUAUUAUGUUAAUAUUGUGGGUAGUGAGUUUGUUCUAAUAUCAAACUCUGAGUUAGUCAGAAAGUUGAAAACUGUGAGAAAUAAUAUCGGUUUUGUGGAUAUACAGUUUCCUCAUUCGCAGGUUCAAGAUAGAUGGAAAUAUUCUUAUGAAUUAACCAAGGGAGCUGAAAGUGGAAAAGCCGAUACCACACUAUUCGGAAGUUAUUACAAGAAUGUGCCAAGAGUGACAAGUUCUCUGAAAAGUCUUCCUCCUAAGAAUCUGACGAUUAUGUAUGGAAUUAAGAAUGUAGCAAUUUCCAGGAAGUUUGCAGAUUAUGUGAUAAAUGACGAACUAUCCAAGGAAUUACGAGUUUGGUUAAAGGAUGUUUUGGUGGCAGUUGAACAUUUCUACCCAACCCUGGCAACAGUUUUUAUAAAGAACAUCAACUACAACAGUAACAUCAACAACAACAACAGCACUGAAAACCUCAAACAAAUUCCUUUUCAGGAUUUCUCUUUUAACAAGGAUCUAGUCGAAUUUCAGAUGCGAAAAACAUUUUGGCUAAAUAGUGAUCAUUACUGCUAUGGCCAGAUUCGGCGUGAGAUCUGUGUUUUGUCUUUACUAGAUCUUCCAGCAAUUCUUCAAGAGAAAGGAUUUGUCAUGAAUAAAUUUGAUUCUGAUUUAGAUCCAUCUGUAGUCACGUGUUUAAAUGAGAUGAUCUACGGUUUGGACAAAGAAGCAUAAUAAAGCUGAUAUUAAUAACUUGUAAUUUCUUGACAAAUCCUAUGAAAUAAAAUCUAUAUGUAUCAUUAGCAA
Messenger RNA from Eurytemora carolleeae, 1389 nucleotides. RefSeq names its product beta-1,3-galactosyl-O-glycosyl-glycoprotein beta-1,6-N-acetylglucosaminyltransferase 3. The transcript has 21 exons. The coding region runs from base 4 to 1317 and encodes 437 amino acids. Gene Ontology annotation, cellular component: membrane. Lineage: Eukaryota; Metazoa; Arthropoda; Copepoda; Calanoida; Temoridae. Gene Ontology annotation, molecular function: glycosyltransferase activity. The record is from RefSeq and is a predicted model, not a curated record.